Molecule: messenger RNA, 4857 nt
Organism: Perca fluviatilis (European perch)
Lineage: Eukaryota; Metazoa; Chordata; Actinopteri; Perciformes; Percidae
Gene: tmem200a
Product: transmembrane protein 200A
Exons: 5
Coding region: 665-2377 (570 amino acids)
Source: RefSeq, a predicted model, not a curated record
UGAAAGCCUCUCACAUUCCCACAAGCGCUUUAUUGGAGGAAUUGGAUGGGGCUGCCCGCGUCUCUCCGACUCAGAGGAAUAAAAAUACGCUUUACUCGCCGUUCAACGUUUUCCGUUCAGACGGAACAACGUGAUGCAGAGAAUUUCUACAAGAGAGUUUUAUCUUUUUUUUUCUUUUCUUUGACGUGAAGUCAAGUUUUUGGAUGCGAAUAUCGGGAGAGAGUUUUACGCCCAGGAGGGACUUCACAUCAUGCGGCUUUUGUAGUCUCCCCCCCAUGAAACAAGGAAUAUUUUCCGCAGGGAAAUUACCACCUGAGCGUUUACGACUUUAAAUAAGCGGAAUGUUUUGUAAUAAGGAGCGCCCUCAUUGUCCUGAGCGCACAUCGUCUCCGUAUGGCGGAAAACGUGCUCCGCGGUAAAUAAAGUCAACAACAUAAGACACUUUAAAAGCUCGCAAACCCAAUUGAACUGUGCUGCUGUUCCCAAGCCCUGCACGGGAGCUGAACUGCCUCCUGUCAUUUGAUUUUUUUUACGGCAUGGCAUUCAGUGGAAGUUGCUUUCAAAUGGCUUUUUACUUUCCCCCAGGUUAUAGCCUAUAGGCUACCCUUUCCAUGCCUAAUGGCACAGUGAAAGUGAAACACUCGGAUCUCUGCAAAGGUUAAGUAUGACUGCAGCAGCAGGUGUGCUAACAGGCUUGGCUAAGCUAAAACGCCAAGACUCCGCCCGCUCUCAGCACCGGCCCUUACCUACAUCGCCGGGCCUGGGAAACUCCGCCCCAGAAGCUGCCCCCAGAAAGCGGAAACGACGCACCGAUGUUGUGGUAGUACGUGGUAGGCUCCGCCUCUACUCCGCCUCCGGGUUUUUCCUCCUCCUUGGACUGGUCAUCUUGGCCAUAGGGAUCGCCAUGGCGACGCUGGGUUACUGGCCCCACAGUGAAACCAUGCCCUCGGCCAGAUCGCCAACCGGAGGAGGAUCUAAGCCAGCAACUGCUAGAGGAACAUUUGGAGGAACAUCUGCCACAGGAGAAGGAAACAGAGCCAUGGUGGCCGUCACAGACAAGGACGUGGCUAACUCCAGCACGAGUCAUAAUGUGCAAGGUUCGCCCUCCAAGCAGACUGGGGGCGCUCUGACACGGUUCCUGGAACAGCAUCGUCACUCUGAGAGGAUGAAGAUGUUCGGGCCUUUCACAAUGGGCAUUGGGAUUUUCAUCUUCAUCUGUGCUAAUGCCAUUCUUCAUGAAAACAGAGACAGAGAAACUAAGAUAAUCCACAUGAGAGACAUGUACUCCACCGUCAUUGACAUCCAUCGCCUCAGGCAGAGAGAGCAAAAGCAACACCAUCACCGCAACAGCACCUAUGCAAGAGAAGUUGGGGAUCUUCGAGCCUUUGGAGCCGAUAACGCAGCCUGGUUGGCCAGCAACUCUCCCCUGGCGUAUUCCUCUCGGGCCGGAGGGGGAGGGUCUACAGAAGAAGAGGAGGGGCUGUUAGUGGACGAGGAUUUUCACAGACACAGGGGGCAGGCCAAGCUGGAUUGUAGCUUUGCGGGGCUGCUGGCGCCGCUCUACAAGGAUCGCCCCUUCUGCGGCCCGGGCCUUGGGCUGGCUCGCUCAGAUUCAGUACGCCACCAGUGGUCGGUGGACGGAGAUGGGGGGAAGGGAGGACACCAUGCACGCUCUAUCGUUUCCUCCUCCUUAUCUGCAUUUACUCUCCCCGUUAUAAAACUCAACAACUGCGUUAUUGACGAGCCGGAGAUGGAGGCGAUAACUGAGGAGGAGAGAGGAGGAGAGAGGAGAGGCGGGCAGACGUCCCAGUCUCUGAGCUCCAUGGAGUCUCUGGUGGUUCCUGUACCAUCUGUUGCCAAGGCUUCCAAACCGCCAAGCUUACACCGGAGUAACUCGGCCUCCUCUUCCUCUCGCUGCUCCUCUGUCUCCUCUUGCUCCCUCUCCCCUGCUCCCUCCUCUACCUCAGGCUGCUGGCUCUCCCCGGGAGCAGCAAGGAGUGACUUUGGCUCCAACUCCUCCUUGCACAUGCUCGGCAGCCACUCCAAAUCUCUGGACCUGGAGCGUAGGCCGAGCAUGCUCAGCGUGCACCCCGAGCAGCGCAAGCACCCCAGCUGGCCCCGCCUCGACCGUAGCAACAGCAGCCGUAGUAACAGUGGCAAUCGGGGCAGCAGUAAAGGCUACAUGCGGCUGGAGGACAGGGAAAGCGAGCAAGGGGAGCGGCUGUUAGAUGCGUCAAUGUCUGUUACAGACAGGCGCGACUACAGUAAGCGGGAGAAGCUCCUAAUGAUAUCCAGGUCGCAUAAUAAUCUGAGUUUUGAGCACGACGAGUUUAACAGCAGUACACUGAAGAGGGGCAGCUCUGAGACUCGAUUCUGAAGACGCUGAACUAAAGGUUGAAGACAGUUCUGUAAAUUCGUCUCCAGACAGUAUGAGUGUACAGCGCGGGAGAGAGGAAACUUAAACGUGGUUUCAAAGAAACUUUUUUUUGGAGCAGCAGGCUGGAGAGUAGUGAGUAAUGGUCCAUCUUGCGCAGUAGAAGAUUCAGGGACGCUGAACGCCUGCUGUACCAGGUCCAGAGGUGCUGUUCCGUAUUUGACCCUGACCUGUGAGCUCUGUUAAGGGAGACGUUCCCUACAGGGAUCAAUAAAAAAUAAAUCAUAUCAUCAGUCUCCUUUAUACAUAGUGUUAAAUGCUUUCAUUCCAGCAGCUGCUGGUAUAAUCAAGGACACACUGGAAGCACUUUGAGGAAGUUUCUCUCUCCGCAGGUGGCAGUGACACAAAGGCAUAGACGCACUGAGGAUAAUAAUGAUCAUUUUCAACUGAUCUACUGGUCUCGACACAAAAACAGAUAUGAAAACUUAACCAGAAUCAGCCUGUAACUUAUAGCCUGGUGUAAACCUAUAUAAGAACACGUAAUGGACAAGGCUCCAAAAGACAUAUCUUAGUAGUACAGGAUUUGUUUAUAAGGUGGUUCAUGUAUGUCUGUGUGUCUGUUUGAUCCUCAGAUCGUAGCAGAUGUUGACAUCCACACAAGUCAAACAAAACCAGUUACUAUAACGUAAAUACGCUACAGCACAGAUAUGAGUUAAAUCAAGAUGCUGCAGGCUGCAAAAUACAAUAACGGAGUCAAUGUUGUCCUUGCUGCCCUUUCCCCAAGAAAUAUAGUAAGAAGUUUUGUAUGUCUGCUAGAAAACUAAAAGUAACAAUCUCCGUCUAUGGCUUUGCUAGAGGCAUCUUGAGUUUAUUUCUUACUAGGAAAGAUCUUGAUUGACUUCACUCAGGAUAUCACGUUGUCUACGUUGAUCAUUUUUUUAGAGCUAUUCACAAAGCUAUUCAGUAUUAGAGAAAGCCCUAACAUUUGAAUAUUUAUAGACUUGAGUAUGAAGUAUGAUAAAUUAGGGUGGUAACCAAUGAUUAUUCUCAUUAGUUUAGUUCAGUAUUUUGAUCAAUCAGUGCUCUAAAUGUCAAAAUUUAUGACAAAUAAUCACAUCUGAGGUACUUCUACUUGUUAAAUGACUUAAACAAUUGAUUAAGAGAAAUGUCAUUGAUUCAUUUCAAGUCAAUCAGCAAUUUUUUUACUCUGCACUAUUGAAAAAACAAUAUUUGAAACAAAAAUCUGUAUAAAUGAGACUGUAAUGUACUGCCAUUUCACUCGAGCCAACAGUAAAUCACCAUGUGCACAUUUAUCUUGUGCUAUAUGUAUAAACUGUGUGUAUAAAUCCAGGAAGCUGUAAUAUUUAAAGUCCAACUGAAGUUGUCUUGUCUGCUACAGCAUACAUAUCUGCUUUUAAACAACAACCCACAUUUGCUUUCCUGCUAUCGUUUCCUUCUUAUCUAACCUACAAAAUUGAAAAUACACGUCUUGCCCUUGUAGUUGUUGAACGAGCGACCAAACAAACAUUCACUGAGGAAAAGUGAACAGCAACAUCGGUUUGCAGGCUACAUAGCUAAUGAGCUGCUCAGCUGCAGCACAUUAAACAGCAUGUAGAAGUACCUGCAAACAGAACUUUGGUUCGGUUACCGUAGAUGCUGGUUUUUAACACAGUCUUCACAUGACAUGUACACUACAGCACAAGUUUGUUUACUUUGUCUCUCGUUCCCUAGGGUGUAACACUGGCACUCUGGCAGCCUGCAAGCUACUGUCAAUCAAACAAAGACACGCCUCUCCAGCCGGCUGAGACUAAAAGGAGCAUUUCUGUUAUUUCCCCCAAGACCUUUAAAAAACAGACACAAAACUAUAAACAAUGCAUUAAAAAAAAAAACAUGUUGACAUUAGAUAUUUGACUGCAAAAAGGAAUGUCCAAAUGUAAUUUCAGUUGGACUUUAAAAUGUAAGCCAUGCCAUUUUCUUCUACAGUUGCCUUUGGCACAUCUUGUGUUGCUUUUUAUGUGUUUAUAAUAUUUGGGACAAUAUUCACCACGCGAUGAUGACGAUUGCAGGUUUGAAUUCAGGAAUUCAGCUACUGAGCAACAUAGUAAUAAUGUCUCAGCAUAUUUUGUUAUUAACAUGUUGACAAGGUGAGUUGUCCCAAACUGAACAUUUCUCUUGUCUAUCUUUAGUAUAGGAGCUGAUACUGUAUGACGCCUUCGUGUUGCUCGUUAUCUCUGUUUCAGGUUCUGUUUGGUUUGUCAUCUACCUUAAAGACACUGUCAUUUUUGGAACACAUUUAUCAAUGUUGUUCAAACCUGUUUUGUGCUAACUUUAAUGCAACACACGUGAACGAUAAAACAACACAACGUGUGUUGAAAAAAACGGAGCCCUUUUUAAAAGUGCAGGAAUUGUACAGGAGAGCUUCAUUAACUGGUUCCCAGCAGUUUAUGGGUCAACGUCCAAAAUAAAUAGUAUUUUCACUGAAA